This is a messenger RNA of Papaver somniferum (opium poppy), 2346 nucleotides long. Its product is annotated as probable methyltransferase PMT15. Bases 266 to 2173 code for a protein of 635 amino acids. Gene Ontology annotation, cellular component: cytoplasm; trans-Golgi network; endosome. The transcript has 6 exons. The record is from RefSeq and is a predicted model, not a curated record. NCBI's taxonomy places the organism in Eukaryota, Viridiplantae, Streptophyta, Magnoliopsida, Ranunculales, Papaveraceae. Gene Ontology annotation, molecular function: methyltransferase activity.
CGUAGAAUUAUAGUGUACCUGCACCCUUUAUAACAUGUCUCUUAAUUCCACCAGGUAUGGUAUUUACUUUUCCACAUAAAUCCCACUUGAAAGACUUGAUUUUUCUUCAUCUUCUCUUUAAAUCUUGAUGACCAACUAGCAUCACAACCUCUCUCUGAUCCAUCUCUCCAUUUUCUUCAAACCCAAAACCCACAACCAAGAAACAACCAAGAGUUUGAUCAGAGGGGUGGUGGUGGUGGUGGAGGAGGAGGAGGAGGAGGUGAUCAUGGCAGGGCAUAACAACAAUACAAUUCUAAAACGAUUCCUUGCAAUAUGCAAAAACACAAAUCUUGUACCCAUGCUGUUAAUAUCUCUUCUAUGUUCAGUUUCUUACUUCUUUGGUGUUUAUCAACAUAGUGAUGGUGCUAAUUCAACAGCCAUCAUAUCACAAGAUCAUGAUCAAAAUUGUUUAUUACCAACAAUAUCAAACAUAACAACACCCCAACCAGUUCUUAAUUUCAAGCCAAAUCAUACAGCAGAAGAAGAACUCAUUAGCGCACAGCCAUAUGUAUCUUCUACUUAUUUCCCACCUUGUGAUAUCAAAUACAGUGAGUACACACCAUGUGAAGAUUUACAAAGAUCAUUGAAGUUUACAAGAGAUAAAUUAAUUUAUAGAGAAAGACAUUGUCCUGAGAAAGAUGAGUUACUGAAGUGUAGAAUUCCGGCACCGUAUGGUUACAAGAAUCCGUUCAAAUGGCCCGUGAGUAGAGAUUUUGCAUGGUUUAGUAAUGCUCCUCAUAAACAUUUGACAGUGGAAAAAGCUGGUCAGAAUUGGAUUAGAUUUGAAGGUGAUAAGUUUAGGUUUCCUGGUGGUGGUACUAUGUUUCCUAAUGGUGCUGAUAAGUAUAUUGAUGAUAUUGCUAAGUUGAUCAAUUUCAAAGAUGGGUCUAUCAGAACUGCCAUUGACACUGGUUGUGGGGUAGCAAGUUGGGGAGCUUACCUGUUAUCUCGAAACAUCUUACCGAUAUCGUUUGCGCCCAAGGACUCACAUGAAGCUCAAGUGCAAUUUGCACUUGAAAGAGGAGUACCGGCAUUGAUUGGUGUUCUUGCUUCGAAUAGGCUUCCGUACCCAUCUAGGGCGUUCAAUAUGGCUCAUUGCUCGCGGUGUCUAAUUCCUUGGGGAUUAUUUGAUGGGCAGUACCUGAUUGAAGUUGAUAGAAUUCUACGACCCGGAGGUUACUGGGUUUUGUCAGGUCCCCCGAUCAAUUGGAAACAACAUUACAGAGGAUGGAAUAGAACUGAGGAUGACUUACAUUCCGAACAAUCACAGAUUGAAGCCGUAGCCAAAAGCUUGUGUUGGAAGAAGUUUGCAGAGAAAGGUGAUAUUGCAAUUUGGCAGAAACCUACUAACCACAUUCACUGUAAGAUAAAUCGUAAAGUCCUGCGAAGGCCAUCAUUCUGCCAAGCUCAAAAUCCUGAUCAGGCCUGGUACACUAAAAUGGAGACAUGUUUGACUCCACUUCCUGAGGUAGCCGGAUUAAGGGAAGUUUCCGGUGGGAAAUUAGCAAAUUGGCCAGAAAGAUUGACCGCAACUCCACCAAGAAUCCGUUCCGGAAGUAUUGAAGGAAUUACAGAAAAGAUGUUCCAAGAAGAUACCAAACUCUGGAAGAAAAGAUUAGCACAUUACCAGAAUGUGAAUAGUGAACUAGGGAAUAAAGAUGGUAGGUAUAGGAAUCUGCUCGACAUGAAUGCGAAAUUAGGAGGAUUUGCUGCCUCACUAGUCGAUUACCCACUGUGGGUAAUGAAUGUGGUACCUCCUGAGGCAAAGGUUGAUACGUUGGGAGUCAUUUAUGAGCGUGGAUUGAUCGGUACAUAUCAGAGCUGGUGUGAGGCGAUGUCUACUUAUCCCAGGACGUAUGAUCUCAUUCACGCAGAUUCAGUUUUUAGUCUCUAUCAAGACAGAUGCGAAAUGGAAGAUAUUUUACUGGAGAUGGAUAGAAUUUUACGGCCGGAAGGGACAGUAAUUUUUCGAGACGAUGUUGAUAUUUUGUUGAAGAUUAAAACCAUGACUGAAGGUUUUGAAUGGAGUAGCCAAAUUAUCGAUCACGAAGAUAGUCCUCAUUUUAGAGAGAAAAUCUUAUUUGCAAUGAAAAAGUAUUGGACUGCCCCUUCGGAUGCUAAGUCUGUUUCUUAACCUUAAUUUCUUCUUUUUUCGGUUUAAUAUUAUUCUUUGUAGUUGCACAAAAGAGUCAAAAAGGUAUUUGUUUUUGCCUUCAGAAUAGUUCCAGAGAAUGCAUAUACAAUGUCUGAGAAUGUGGAUGAAAUUCCCACAAUUUUCCAGAAAAUUUUCAUGUUAUACCUUUGACA